AUGACGGCGACUGCAUGCGUGUUCCUCGUCGCCCUCCUCCUCCUUCUUCUUCUCUUGCUACUGUUGUUGUUCCUCGUCCCCAUGUCCCGUCCUUUCCAACUAUUCCAGCCAAUCGGCGGGCAGGGGAGGUUGGGACGGGACAACGGUGGAAGAACGCCAUCGCUUCUAGGUGCCGGUUUCCCACUAGAUGCUCGUCGAUGUCAUCGCUCCGACACAGCAAAGGGCAAGACAAUGGCGCCUCCGGGGCACGAGCGCUGGUGGUACCGGUACUCUAGAGGGGUAUGA
Molecule: messenger RNA, 285 nt
Organism: Plenodomus lingam JN3
Lineage: Eukaryota; Fungi; Ascomycota; Dothideomycetes; Pleosporales; Leptosphaeriaceae
Source: RefSeq, a predicted model, not a curated record